This is a messenger RNA of Varroa destructor (honeybee mite), 1950 nucleotides long. RefSeq lists its product as uncharacterized. Gene Ontology annotation, molecular function: arylformamidase activity. The record is from RefSeq and is a predicted model, not a curated record. NCBI's taxonomy places the organism in Eukaryota, Metazoa, Arthropoda, Arachnida, Mesostigmata, Varroidae.
CAAAGUGUUACUGAGUGCCCAACGCGCCAGUGCCUUCAAUUGAUUUUGAAACGUCCGUUGUGCCUCACCGACAACCAAAGGUGGCUCUCAGAGACAACGAUAGGUGCACCAUCAACCGCUAAAUCUUUCAGUUUCUGAGAAAAAAAAACGCUCUUUAGAAAAACACUGCCCAGAACGCUCGCUAUUUGGCCUUGCCUCUUGUGGGCCUCGAUUUCUUCUGGAGUCCGCGCAUCAACGACAGAACCGAGCUACGUGAAACGCCAAGAUGAGGCCUCUUAUUAUUAUCGUUCUGGCAAUAACCAUACUAGAACAAGGUCGUGGCUCAUCUAAAAACGCAACUCAACGUUCACGGAUUCGAGAAUGCCACAGAGAGUCAUUGGUACCAGAGACCUCGAUUUUCCCCUGGGAGAUAUCAACAAAUGAAAACCUCAUCGAUCUCAGCUGGGCCUACGACGCUUCAACCAUUUACUGGGAUGACAACGAAAGUUUUGACCUAAAUAUAUCUACAAUUGUUAGUAGACGCAGUAAGAGUAGCUUUUAUAUUAGCAGUAACUACUGGAAUUUCAUAGGUAACGUGUUACAAUAUUAUAACCGAAACCCCGAACAUUCGGAAACUGGGUCAAAUAUGGGUACCCCCUUAAUUGACGCCAGGUCAGUUAGAAGUGCGCGUGGUGAAUUCCACGGGACAACUGCGAAGGAUUUCUACCAAGUGGACCGAUUGUGCACGGCAAGUCACGGCGGAACUCACAUCGAUGCACCUCGACACUUUAACCCGAAACGAUGGACACUUGAUCAGAUUCCUCUUCGAAGAUUAUUUAACAUUCCUACUGUGAUCAUAGAUGUGAAAAAGAAGGUCGUUAAAAAUCGUGGCUACCUUCUCAGUAUUCGCGACCUUCAGCUGUGGGAGAACGGACACGGUCCACUGCCGAAUAAUUCACUCAUCAUCAUUCGUACUGGACAUCAUAUGUUAUGGGGCAACCGCGAAGGUUACUUCGGUCGACAAAAUGGCAAUUCAACACGAGUGUUUCCAUCGAUGGGGGCCAAGACCGCCCGUUGGCUAGUUCACAACCGUGACAUUGUCGGCGUAGGCAUUGAUUCGCCCUCCAUCGAUGGUUACCCAUCGCUCAUGGGACAUCGAGCGUUCGCUAAAAAGAACGUAUACAUCCUCGAGAAUCUGGGUAGUCACAUCGAUCAGGCCCCCAAAUUGGGCACCUAUGCUUUUGUGAUGCCCUUAAAAAUCGCUGGGGCAAGCGGCGGACCCGUCCGAGUUGUGCUUAGAGUACCUCAUUCUAGACCAAAACCAACUACGCCCAAUCCUGCCAUCUCCUAAACUAUUAAUUACUAUAAUUACAAUCAGCAUAAUUAUUAUAGCUCUUUGACAGUUACAACCGCCGAUGCAACUUAUAUGGUAUAUAGAGAACAACGUCGUAAAAUUCAACGUUUGCCUCUACAGACAGAACCUUCUCAAUGAGUUCCAUUCUGAACUUGAAGUAAGUGGUUGGUCCGUGCACUUAGAUGUCUUGCUUACUCGAAAUCGAUUGUCAUUAUAUCUAGAGCAUGUUCAGAAUGAAUGAGCCGAAAGAAAUUGCUGUCCUAAAUGAACUAUAGUAUCUGAAAAAGGAAGGACGUGCCGCACAAGGUCUAACUGGAGCAGAAAAUACACGGAAAGUAGUCAAAAUAGUACGGUUCUUUGAAUUUUGUCACCAACUGUGUUUGUCCUUUGUGGCACCAUACUGUUCCUCGUCCUAUCGAUAAAACGUUUUCGACAUAUUAAUAGGAUUCUUCGAAUUAUAACUAAUCGCUUCUGCUCUCGAGACGAAGCAUGAACAAAUUAUACAUUUGAAUUGUCAUCUGUGACGAGUGAGAUGAAAACAAUUCUUUGAGAUAAUAUUGCUCAUUCGGUCCCCUGUAUAAAGUGUCAGCUGAGUGAAACGUUUUGGCACAUUUCUG